Molecule: messenger RNA, 1920 nt
Organism: Dicentrarchus labrax (European seabass)
Lineage: Eukaryota; Metazoa; Chordata; Actinopteri; Moronidae
Gene: fip1l1a
Product: FIP1 like 1a (S. cerevisiae)
Exons: 13
Coding region: 558-1757 (399 amino acids)
Cellular component (GO): mRNA cleavage and polyadenylation specificity factor complex
Molecular function (GO): RNA binding
Source: RefSeq, a predicted model, not a curated record
GUCUCUCAAAGGUGACGUGGCAAUCGCGCGUCGCAGCAUUAACACGUCACUCAAGCUUUAACUCGUUGCUAUGGCAAUAGCCAGCAUCCAGCAACUCGCAAGAAGUAGAUAAAGUGCACUUUUUUUUUUUACAGAUUUAUCGAUGAAUGUUUGGGUAUUUCAUUUUAUGACUGAGUCUGUAGAAUCCACUGCCAUUACUAUAAACGACAUUUCAACGGCUGAAAAUGAAACAAAUAAUUCAAAGGUUAUAUAACGUUACUCAAUUCUUAAAAACGUUAAAAACAACGUUCAAACCUGUCCCAGCGGUUGAGCUAACGUUAGCUGUCAGUUGGCCAACCCAGCACGAGACAAUUUCUGACCAAUGACAGGGCUGGGUUUAUGAGACAUGAGCUCACUUCCUUUAGUUGUCUCCAUAGAAACACCUUAAACUGUCAGUUGUACUGAUACGGACAGGACCACAAUAACUUUAUUUAGACAUCUAUUACUAUUAGCAUAGCUAUUAUUUAGUUUGUUUGUUUGUUUGUUUGUUUGUUUCAAACGUCCUUUAAUAUAUUAAAAUGUCCUCAUCGGAGUCAGACUCCAAAGUUGUCACCGAAGAUGAAGAUGAAGAUGAAGAGGAACAAAUAUAUCGAUUGAUUUAUAACAUGAGCACCACAGGUGACAAGGAAGAAAAAGAGAAGGUUCAGACCCCACCCAGUUCUGGGGCUAUACCUGUGCAUCUGAAAAUUGAUGCUGAAAAGACACAUGCAGUUGUUGACAAUACAGAGAGACCAGACAUGGCUAGCAUCCAAGACAUCCCAGUGAUGGCAAAUACAGAGGAGACACCAUGGGAGAAGGCUGGUGCUAACAUCUCAGAUUACUUUAACUAUGGUUUUGAUGAAGAAAGCUGGAACACCUACUGCAAGAAACAGUCGAAACUGCGUGCAGCUAAUAGAAAACUAUGCACUAAAAUCAUGAUCCAGAAGGGGCAUCCUAGACAUAAAGAAAAAGUGUCUGCUUAUCCUUCCUCAUCUACAUUUGCUUUCAGACAACAGUCAAAUGCUACUAGAGAUGUGUUUGGAGGACAACCUGGGCCCAGCAGCAGAGUGGAAGGGCAUCGAUGUCUAAGUGAUGAAGGAAACAAUACUCAGGUGGUUACUGAGAUGUUCCCUGAGGAAAGAAGUACUUUUUAUAAUCUGCCCUCUCCUUCCAACUACAAUUCUCUCUUUGCAUUCACCCCUCCACAACCUUUGCCUCACCGACGAGAACCCCCUCCUCUCCCAUCCCUUGAUACUUUGGACAGUGGUCACUCUAAAGGCUCUGAUGACCCCUCAACUUCACUGUGUCCAAGCUCAUCAGGUGUGUCACCCUCAAUCCCAAAGACUAUGACCUCCAGAACUGGAUGGAUUGAGACUGCCAAGGCCUGGGAAUGCUACAUAUGGCAGGACAGGUGUUACAUGAACACAACCAGAGCCAGAAAGCAUGGCCAUAAUAAACACAGUAAAAGAAAUAGAAACAAGAAGAACCCUCCCUCUUCAUACAACAGUACGAAGGAACAAAGGAGGCACAAGGACACUACGGAGCAACGGCACAAGCGGCGCAGUUUUGACAGAUUCGGUGGAGGAAAAGAAGAACAGCAUCAAGAAAGGAGGCACAGAGACAAAAACGAAGGAUGGCAAAAAUCAUCAUGCAGCAGUAGCAGCCGCAGGAGUCAGAGGGACAGUGAUGAGGACAGAGACAGUCAGAGUAGACACAAACCCAAAAAGGCCAAAAAGUAAUAAGGACAAGAAGUUCUCUGCUGAUCAAUAGAGACAAAUAAAAUCUUUCAGUCUCUCAAUAUAUAAUGAGAGAAACUGCCUUGUAACAUUUUACUGUAUGUUUUGUCAGAAAAGAGUUUAAUUAGAUUUUAUUAGUGAAAGAGAUGAAAUGUAUAUAUUGUGU